Molecule: messenger RNA, 1308 nt
Organism: Adineta ricciae
Lineage: Eukaryota; Metazoa; Rotifera; Eurotatoria; Adinetida; Adinetidae
Source: the annotation of a GenBank genome assembly
AUGAUUUUAUCGGUUGCGUUGUUAAUCAAUUAUGUGAUUCUAUUCUUUUUGGAAAUUAUUGGAUAUCAUCUUUGUCACAGCAUCGUUAUGGUACUGAAUGGUUAUUAUCAUUUAUGCCAAGUCAUUUUAUGUACAGUUCGAAUCGUCUCACAACGAAUUCAGUUUACAUAUACCCCACGACUUACGUAUGGACUAGCUCGAGUUGGUGUUGUCGGUGAAUUAGUUGCUUUUGUUAGUUUCCUUUCAUUGUCUAUCUCUAUCUUCCUCGAAAGCAUCAAACACCUUUAUGAUGUUUUCUUUGUCAUACCAAAGAGAGAAACGAACAGUUCAAAAAUACUCACUGCACAUGGACAUGAACAUGUACACAGUCUUUAUGAUCGACCUGAAUUCAUUCUCGGCGUCGGAGUAUAUUCAAUGAUAUCAAAUUGUAUCUUAGCUGUCGUAUUACUUUUUACAAUUAUGCAACGUUCAAAACAAUUUAAACAACAAUUAAAACAACGACGACCAAGUAAUACAGAACCAAUACCAAAGAACAUGUCCGACUCAUUGCUCAUUACCGAUACAUUACCUAUUCAACACUCAUUUCUUCAAAUAUUAAGUAUGCUGCUUGGGCCUUUGGCUCUCUUAACAUGUGGCAUACUCCUGUUCAUUCUACCUCACAAAACUUCUGAAGAAAUUACUUACCGCCGUGCAGUCGAUCCUUUCAUGGGUUCUCUUCUAUUUUCUUAUUACUUGAUGAUGCUUAUUAUUCCGAUACGGGAAGUUGUUCAUCUUGUUUUGCAAGCAAAACCGUAUGACGUGAAUUCCGACGACAUUGAAUCAAGAGUUAUGUCUUCUGUUCCAGGCGUUGUAAGACUUCACGAACUGCAUAUAUGGCGUUUAACACCUCAGAAAACAUUGGCUACUGUGCAUGUAGUGUUUAAUACUACAGAGAGCAUUCUAACUAAAUAUAAAACGAUUUCUUUUAUCUUUCAAACGCAUCAUAUCGACCAUGUGACUAUUCAACCUGAAUUUGCAUUGAGUGCGGAAGAAAUUGACCAACUUGAUUGUCGUUAUCAGUGUUCAGCGGACAACGCCACUUGUAGUCCUUUGCAAUGUUGUGAAACUUCACCUGCUAUUAUGCCUGGCACAAGCACCUCCCUGUCGCAAACUAUGCACUUUCGUCGACGAAGUAGCGUAGAUCUGAACAAUGGUAGUGACAUUAAAACAGAACAGGAAAAGCAGUUACUUGAUAAUUCAAGUGCUAAUACUUCAGCUUCACCUCUGACGAAUUCUUCAGUCGUCGUCACUACAAUGAAUGAGAAAUAG